Spodoptera exigua (beet armyworm) is the source of this 533-nucleotide messenger RNA. Lineage: Eukaryota; Metazoa; Arthropoda; Insecta; Lepidoptera; Noctuidae. The record is from the annotation of a GenBank genome assembly.
CUUCUGUAUUGGUUGUUAUAACCUAAAAUAAAAUAGCUUUUCUAUAAAUUAUCGAAAAUAUCAAUUCAAAGGAUAAUUCUACAGAAAACUUGCGUUAAAAUAUGAAUCUUAAUAUAUCUGGAGUUGCAAAAUAUGUUUGGAAGACUCAAAAUGUCGCUGGGUUUGGAUUCCAACAAGUGCGUAACAAGUGGGCGAACUGGCUUAUGAUCCGUGAUGUGAAGAGGCGCCGCAUGAGUGCUGAAAACUAUCUUGAAAGAACUCGAAUCAACGCUAUGAGGAAAAAUGACAUCUUACCUGUGGAGAUUAGAGAACUGGCUGAUAAAGAUAUUAACAAGUUUGAGAUGAAUGCAAUCCCACUCAGAAUAAACAACAGAUGUGUUAUCACUUCAAGACCACGAGGUAUUGUAAAGGAUUGGAGAAUGAGUCGUAUUGUGUGGAGGCAUCUUGCAGACUACAAUAAACUCUCCGGAGUCCAGAGAGCUAUGUGGGGAUAGAUUACUGAGUAAAUUAUUAGAUAAUGUAUUGUAGAUACC